Messenger RNA from Ascoidea rubescens DSM 1968, 1248 nucleotides. It is a transcript of the gene CDC11, whose product is annotated as septin CDC11. Gene Ontology annotation, molecular function: molecular adaptor activity; GTP binding; GTPase activity. NCBI's taxonomy places the organism in Eukaryota, Fungi, Ascomycota, Saccharomycetes, Ascoideales, Ascoideaceae. The transcript has a single exon. The record is from RefSeq and is a predicted model, not a curated record. Gene Ontology annotation, biological process: cytoskeleton-dependent cytokinesis; cellular bud neck septin ring organization; actomyosin contractile ring assembly. Bases 1 to 1248 code for a protein of 415 amino acids. Gene Ontology annotation, cellular component: cytosol; microtubule cytoskeleton; cell division site.
AUGGUUGCAGUUAUCGGUUCCUCCUCCAAGUUGAGAAAGAAGAAAACCCUUAAGAAGGGUAUCCAAUUCACCUUGAUGAUAGUUGGCCAGUCAGGCACUGGUAGAUCUACUUUUAUCAACUCCUUGUGUGGCCAGCAAGUGGUCGACACCUCUACCACCAUUCCUGAUCCUUCGGAUUCUUCUUCUGAGAAAGAGUUGACUUUGCGUACCGAGAAUGUGGAAUUAGAAGACAACGAAGGUGUCAAAGUCUCUUUGUCCAUUAUUGACACUCCAGGCUUUGGUGAUUCAAUUGACAACGAAUCAAGUUUUUCGAUAAUAAUCGACUACAUCAGACACCAAUACGAUGAAAUUCUAUUGGAAGAAAGCAGAAUCAGAAGAAAUCCAAGAUUCAAAGAUGGUAGAGUUCACUGCUUAUUGUACUUUAUUGUGCCAACUGGUCAUGGCUUGAGAGAAAUUGAUGUUGAAAUCAUGAAAAGAUUAAGUGGUUUGGUCAAUGUCAUACCUGUUAUUUCCAAAGCCGAUUCCUUGACUAAGUCUGAAUUGACUUUGAACAAAAAAUUAAUCAUGGAAGACUUGAAACAUUAUAACAUUCCAAUCUACAAUUUCCCAUACGAUUUGGACUAUGAUGACGAAGAAACUAUCGAUGCAAACACUGCAUUAAGAGCCUUGAUUCCCUUUGCUGUUGUUGGCUCCAAUGAUGAAAUUACUGGUCCAGAUGGUGACUUGAUCAGAGUUAGACAAUACCCAUGGGGUACAAUCGAUAUCGAAGAUCCAGACCAAAGUGAUUUCAUCACCUUAAGAAGUGCUCUAUUAAUUUCACAUUUACAAGAUUUGAAAGAACACACUCAAGAAAUCUUAUAUGAAAAAUACAGAACUGAUGCUUUGUCUGAUAAAGAUAAAAAGAACAAUUCUACUAUUGACUUAUCUUACCCCGAUUUGAAAUCAAAUCCUUCCAAAUUAUCAUUCAAUAUUAAUAACCAAUCUUCAAAUAAUCUAAAUUUAUCUCCAAUAAACGAUUCUGCCGCUUCUGCUAUUUCUGACGUUUAUGCGUCUAAAGAAGAAGCUGUUAGAUUAGAACAAGAAAGAUUGAACUUAUUAGAAGAGAAGUUUAAACAAGAUCUUUUAAGGAGAAAACAAGAGUUAUUGGAAAAAGAAAGAGAAUUAAGAGAAAUGGAGGAAAGAUUAGAAAGAGCUCAACAUUUUAAAACAGACCAAAAGGAUUUAACUGCCGAAAAUUUCUCUUUUUAA